CCUCUCCGAAUUCCGUCCAAAUCCGCGGGGCCCCUUUUCCCAUAGCUGAGGCUUGGCUGCAGUGGAUGGAAACUAAUAGGGAGAUGACGGGGUCCAGCACGUCUCCGUCGGCGGCAUGCGCAGCCGCGAUCUCUGCGGUGCUAGACGACGACGACCUCCUCCGCGAGAUCCUGCUCCGCCUCGCCUUCCCCACCACCCUCGUCUGCGCCGCCCUCGUCUGCAAGCGCUGGCUCCGGCACGUCUCCGAACCGGCCUUCCUCCGGCGCUUCCGAGAGCGUCACCCGCCCGCACUUCUGGGCUUCUACCUCAGGGAAAUGGGCUCAUGGCGCCCGCAGUUCGUGCCCGUCUCACAGUCCCCUGAGCUCUCCGCCGCCAUCCGCCGUGCGAGCGUAACCGACGGUCAAUUCUUCAUCAGCGACUGCCGAAACGGGCGCCUCCUCGUCACGGAUUUCGACCCCACAUCCUGCCGACAAGCUGUACUCAGCCCGUUGCAGCCUACGUGUGCAAAGGCCAUCCUCCCACCGCCACCGAAGCAUAGUCUCAUAUGGUUCUUCCUCUCCGAGAGAGAGGAGGAAGGCAGCAACGACGGUGCCGGUGCCAUCGCUGUAUUGAUGCUGCCUAUCGGUACGGAAACAAAACUCCAAGUGGAUUUGCUCACUCCACGGUCUGGCGUCUGGGUCGUCCGUCGCAGUGAAGUAAUACUUCUCCCGGAGAAUUUGCCUCCGAUUGCGUACACGCUGCCGCCGGUCCGAGGCAAGAUCUACAGCUUGACCAAGUCCGGGCAAGUUCUCCGGUUGGAUAUGGCCGCCAGCACGAGUUCUCUUCUCCGGCUCCCAGACAGAGUGAGGACGGACAACUUCAUGAUAUCAAGUGGAGAGGAUGGUUCUAGGCUAUUCCUCAUCCACGCCGACGGGUAUCAGCUCAGCGUCUGGCACCUUCCCACCACCAGCAGCGAUGCAAAUGACUGGCUGCUGGUGUAUGACAAAAUUCGUGUGCGUGAGGCGUGCAAUCGUCUUGAGGAUGUUCUGGUGAUGGCGGUUGAUGACAGUCUCGAGUUUGUGUUCCUCUGGCUGCGAUCGAGUGCGGUUCUCAUGCAUAUGCAUCUGCCGAGCAGGAAUGAGAAGGUAUAUAACGAGUUGAAUGUGCGUGAUGGGUACUUCUUAGAUAUCAAUCCCUUCAUGAUGGUUUGGCCUCCGGUGUUCCCAGUAUUGAGGGAAGAGGCUGAUCUGGCAUGAUUUACACUAUUGUAUGCAUUUCUUUCACUAUAUAACUUCCUAGGCCAAUCUUGAGGAGUGAUCUGGUAUGAUUUACACUAUUGUAUGCAUUUCUUUCACUGCCUAUUUAAAAGAUUUGAGUGGGCAAUCACUGUCACAUCUCUUCUAGGUGGUAUAUAGUACUUGUGAUAUAUCUGUUGAUUCAGAAUUUCAUAACUGGCUAUGA
Messenger RNA from Sorghum bicolor (sorghum), 1440 nucleotides. RefSeq lists its product as uncharacterized. Gene Ontology annotation, molecular function: protein binding. The coding region runs from base 66 to 1235 and encodes 389 amino acids. Lineage: Eukaryota; Viridiplantae; Streptophyta; Magnoliopsida; Poales; Poaceae. The record is from RefSeq and is a predicted model, not a curated record. The transcript has a single exon.